GGAAGAUGAUUUCGAAUUCGGCGCGUAGAAAGUUCUACGAACGUUUCGAUGACAUGCAAUGGAAUUUAAGAAAUCAAAAAAAUAUUCGGUGGUAAAUAUUUUAAAGAAUUCUAAAAAUGGAUUGAAGUGAAGUGAAAAUUUAUGUAUGGAGACAUUUUUCCGAAUGCAAGAAUGCGAGAUAUUGAUGGGUUUAUAAUAUAACUUUAUGCAUUAAAAAAUUAAUGAAUCGUCUGAGAUAGUUGAAGUUUGAGUUUUGAAAUGAUGCAAAAACUAAAUGCUCUGACAGUUUUACAAGAGUAAUUAUGAAAAUGGAACACUAUUUUUUUCGUUUCAUAAAUUAAAUUAAAAAAUACCUCGCCAUGUUUCCUACAUAUUUUCCUAUGGACACUAUCAAACGAUGCUUAGUCUGUGUUGUGUUUUUGAUAAACUGUGUGACAUUUGCUUUAAUAUGUGCGGCAAUGCUAACACAAGAGUGGACCGUGGUCAAACCGGUAAGAACCGGUCUGAAUAUCAGUAUUCGUAACACAGAACCAAUGGAUCCUGAGACCAACAGAUUUCAGGGACUCAUAUACUUUGGACUUUUCAGUGGAAAGAAAAUCUUAAACUACGGAUUCGGAAACAGAGCAUUUGACCUUAAAAUUGUUUGUGUUUCGAAGUUGAAGAGUUGCAUGUACAGCACAAAAGAUAAUUCCACCGAGAGAGUCCGAGAUCUCCAUGAAAACUUUUUCCUCAAGUCCUCCAGCGUAAAUUCAACAGAUGAACUGGAUAGCUUCAAUUACAGUUUACCCAGCUUCAGCGUCUGGAUUCUAACGGUAUCCAGUUUAUCCCUGGCUGCUAUGUUCGCUAUUACUGGGGGUGCCUUCUCAGUCAUCAAUGCCAUUCGAAAUUCCACGGAACUGGUAUUUGGAUUCGUCGGAAUUCUGAUUUGGAACGGACUUGGAGCUGUGUGCACACUGGUAUCCAUCUUCAGCUGGAUUGUACAAUACUUGACAAAAUUUCGGAAGAACGUCUUGACGAAGGAAGAGCUUGACCAGCACUGGGUGUCCGAAUACCGGUCAGCUGUGGGUUUGAGUUUCUACAUGGUGGUCAUUUCCACGCUUCUGUUUCUUCUCAAUGUUGCCACCGUGGCCAUAAUCAUCAAGCAACCGUGGGUGGACAGGAGGUUGCGCUCGGAGCUACGAAAGAAGUUAUCCACCAGGAAAUAUGUUCCCCAUUCCCCCUCCUCCAGCAUUGCCAAGAAGCCCAAAGGGGACAUCAUAUCUAUCUGAAAAGAUGGAAGUUUAACUCGUACUCCAAAACGUAUAGUGCAGUGAAAUCUGUGUAAGUUGACUACUUUAGUGGUCAACUUAAUAGAGGUUGAUUUAUGUGAUGUAGUAUUUUGUACCUGAAAAAGAGGUCAAUUUAGACAUGUGGUUAGCUUACAAGGCUGGUCAACUUUACAGGUUUUACUGUAUCGAGUUUUAUUGUUGUUAUUGCUGCGGUGGUCUUUUUCACAUUAUGUCCUACUCCUACUGGAUUCCAAAAUCAACAAUGUGAUCAGGGUGUCCCCCCCCCCCCGUUUUUCUUUACCCUCUUUCUCUUUUUUUUAUUUCAUUAAUGUUUUUAAAAAUAUUUUCAUUUAUUUAAUUCUUUUUAAUUAUUAUUACUAUUAUUAUUAUUUUAGAAGAAAUGUUCUGUGUUACGCCAAUGCCACACACACACACUAUAAAAAAUAUAUAAACAGAAUAAAAUAAAACAAAAUAAAUAAUUUAAACUAAAAACAAAUCAUUAAAUAAAUUUAAAAAAUUAAUAAUAAUAUCCCCCCCCCCCAUUUUCAUGGCUCAAUUUGCGCUUCGUAUCAAAUCUUUUGUCCUAAAAACUACACGAUCAUCUUAUCGUAAGAAGCUCUUACCCUCCCUCCACAACACGUAAGAGGAUUUUUUCCCUACAAAAGUAGUGUGAAAGUAUAUUGUGUAUGAUAGUGAGUAACAUUUUGUGAAGAAGAAAGUGAAUAACAUUUUGAAGAAAAAACUGAAUAACAUUUUGUGAAGAAAAAAAAUCUCGUGAACAACUUUAUCUGAUGUGUAUUUUUUAAAUUAUUUUUCUAAUGUAGAUCUUCUGCUUUCAUCAUAUUAAAAUUUGUGCAAUUCAUCAAACAUUCAUUUUGUAUCUAAAAAUUCUUAUA
This is a messenger RNA of Uloborus diversus, 2164 nucleotides long. RefSeq lists its product as uncharacterized. The transcript is spliced from 4 exons. The record is from RefSeq and is a predicted model, not a curated record. Lineage: Eukaryota; Metazoa; Arthropoda; Arachnida; Araneae; Uloboridae. Bases 360 to 1268 code for a protein of 302 amino acids.